CUCCCAACACCCCAUAAAUUCCACGCGUCGCGCGCUCCCAUCCUCCAUUGUCUUUGUGGACUCGUAGCGGCACAGCCACACGGUAUACUAGCACGCGCCAUGGAGGAGCAACUAGUGCAGCUGCUGUCCGCCACACAAUCAUCCUCAGAAAGACCCCGCAAGUCUGCAGAGACCCAGCUGUUGUCCCUCUACGGCCACCCCGAAUUCCCUCUGGGCCUCAUCAAGAUCGCCUCUCACGACUCCGUCCCCCUCGACAUUCGGCAAGCCGCGCUGCUCUACCUAAAGACAUUUGUCCUCGCCGCCUGGUCACCACAAUUCGACGAGUUCAAGGGUCAGAUCCUGGUUCGAGAUGAAGAGAAGGGCCAGGUGCGGACCGCGUUGCUCGAGCUGGCGACGAGCGAUCGGGAGGAUAGAAAAGUGAAGUCGGCGGCCAGCUAUGUCGUCAGCAAGAUUGCCAAUGCCGAUUUCCCCGAGCAGUGGCCGGACCUGCUGCCGAAGCUGUUACAUCUAAUUCCCACUGGGACCGACGGACAAAUACACGGGGCACUGAAGGUCUUAGACGGGCUCGUUGAUGAUUGCUUCAACGAGGAGCAGUUCUUCAGCGUGGCAAGAGACUUGAUAAAGGUCGUGUUUGACGUAGCCGUCAACGAUGCGCGCAAACCUGCGCUGAGGGCGUUGUCAGUUUCUGUCUUCAAAGGCUGUUUUGAUAUCCUAGAGAUGGUCAUGGAGGACCACAAGGUCAUGGUCAAGGCAUUCGCCGAUGAGGCCCUGGCAGGGUGGCUUCCUUUUUUCGUCGAGGUCAUGAAGUCAAGGCUGCCUCCCCCGCCAUCCGAGGAGGACGAGAAUCAAGACAAUGGAACUGCAGAGACUUAUAGAGGCCUCGUCUCGCUCAAGAUGCAGGUUGUCAAGGUUCUCAUGAGAAUACGAUCCGUCUUCGCCUCCACGCUAUCUCCGCAUACCCCGACCCUAUUUUCUGCAACAUGGGAAGAGCUAUCAUCGCUUCAAGCUGCCUAUCACGAGAUGUACAUAGAAGGGGAGCGGCAAAGCCGACUGGAAGAUGCCGACGGCCUACCGUACACGCUGGACUUUCUCGUACUGGAAGAGCUCGACUUCAUGCAGGCCUGUCUGCGGGCUCCGCCCGUUCGAUCGGAGCUAGAAAAGCAGCUGCAGUCAGCGCAAAACACCGAAGGAACUUGGGUCACUGAAGUCAUGAAACUCGCUGUAGCGUAUGCUCAGAUUACGACUGAAGAGGAGGGGUUAUGGAACGUGGAUGUCAAUAUUUUCCUAUCUGAGGAGACGAGUGUCACGGCGAAUUACACUCCGAGAACUGCGUGUGGAGACCUAGUUAUUAAGCUCGGCGAAUGGCUGAAUACUGCUACGGUUGAAGGUCUCCUCUCCUACACUCGGACCUUAUAUUCGACUACGGAGAGUUGGAAAGCUAAAGAAGCGGUCCUUUUCGUCCUCAACCAGCUUCUGUGCGACUUUCAAGACGUCGACAAGCAGAUUGCUCCGGAAGCUGCCAAUGGUUUCAUUGAUUUUAUCCGUUACGCAAUGCAACAGCCUGAUGAUUUCCUGAGGGCACGAGGCUACUUGGUGGCUGGUAGUCUGACAAGAACUUCUGGCGAUGGCCUCCAUCAAGUCUCAACUUCAUUCCUGGAGGCUUCGCUCCAUGCCAUUACGAAUGACGAGUCAGAUGUUGUUCAGGUGUCUUGCAUCCGAGCCCUGCAGUUCUAUCUCCAGGCUAUUCCGCCAGCCAUCACGCUACCUUUACAGAAUAAUAUAAUCGCAGCGCUGUCGACAUAUCUUCAAAGCCAAGACAUACAGGAACUGGCCGAAUGCGACGAUCUGAUGGUUACGUUCGUUGAAACUCUACGAGAUGCAAUCUUGCUCGAUACCAGUGUUUGUCUCACUGGUGGUGGCUUGGAUCUUCUCUUCAGCAUCGCGAGUCACGGCGCGGGCAACUUCCAGCUAGUCAUGCUCGUGAACGAGACUUUUGAGGAGGUGACAGGGACGAUUUCGGCUACUGGAACCGAGGCCUAUGUAAAGUUGUGUGAGAAGGUCCUGCCAUCACUCACGGGAGCUUUCGAUAUUGGUAGCCUGACCGAGGAGAAUGCUCUAACAAAUCUGGCUGCCGAGCUUCUUGCCGUUCUUGCGGAACAUGGGUCUACACCUCUACCUCAAGGCUUUGUCCAGGCCACCAUGCCCAAGCUCAACCGCCUAUUACUCGGCUCACACGACGAGGAACUACUCAAGGCCGCUACCACUGCCGUGAAGAAUAUCAUCAUGCACGAUCACACACAGCUCUUUGCGUGGCACGAAGAAAGCGGCAAAGGAGGCCUAGAAGCCGUUCUCGUCAUUAUCGAUCGCCUUCUUUCCCCGACAGUUGACGACAACGCAGCCUCUGAGGUUGGUGCUCUGGCAGCCGAGCUUGUCGAAAAGGCCGGGAGUGAAUUGUUAGGACCGUAUCUACCUCAACUGCUAACCGCGGUGGCUGUCCGAUUGGGCAGUGCUUCGCAAGCACAAUUCAUCCAAAGCUUGACUCUCGUUUUUGCGAGGCUGAGUCUCAUCAACGCGAAGGAGGUCAUCGACUUCUUGGCUCAGAUGCAGGUUAAUGGUGAAAAUGGUCUUCAGCUCGUACUCUCGAAGUGGUUGGAGAACUCUAUCAAUUUUGCUGGAUAUGAUGAGAUUCGACAGAACGUCGUCGCCCUCUCCAAAGUCUACGACCUCCAGGAUCCGCGGCUAGAGCAGAUCCAAGUAAAAGGUAAUCUAAUAGUUCCACAGAGCGACCGUAUCAUGACUCGGUCGCGCGCACGCACAAGUAAGGAGCCCCCUCCUCAUCGCGAUCGAAUGCGUUUGAGAACCCGGCCAGUGUCUCAGAGGAUGGUGGAGCCGGAGUGGUCGGACUCGGAAGAUGAGGAUGACUUUCCACCGGAUCAGUACACCUACAUCCCCGCCUCCCUCAAGAUCCUCAAAGUCCUUGUCAGCGAACUCCUCGCCGCCGCAGGCAGCUCCCUCGAAGCCGCCGCGGCUGCCGCCGACCUAGCCGACGACGCCUCUGACGACGGAUCCUGGGAGGACGACCCGAACCCGCUGCUUGAUCUCGGCACCGGAAUGACCAAGGAACAGCUCAUGGCGUUUGCGAACGAGAGCGUUGGAAAUGGCUUUGGGCCUGCGAGCCGCCAGCGCGACGACGAGACGCAGUCGUACUUGGUGGGCUGGUUCCAAGCUGCGGCGGGUAGGCCGGGCUUCGAGGCCGAGUUUGCGCGACUCGAUUCCGAUGAGCAGGAGAAGUUGAGGAGUAUGAGCUCUAACUAGGCGAGGUCGAGAAGUGGUGGGAUCAGACAGGCGAGGUUACAUUGGGGUAUAGUAUAACGGGCAGCAGGUUUUGGGUAGAUGAACGAUGGGAUGGUGUGGUGCUGGCGGCGGGUGA
This is a messenger RNA of Mytilinidion resinicola, 3430 nucleotides long. Its product is annotated as ARM repeat-containing protein. Lineage: Eukaryota; Fungi; Ascomycota; Dothideomycetes; Mytilinidiales; Mytilinidiaceae. Gene Ontology annotation, molecular function: small GTPase binding. Gene Ontology annotation, cellular component: cytosol; nuclear envelope. Gene Ontology annotation, biological process: protein import into nucleus. The record is from RefSeq and is a predicted model, not a curated record. The coding region runs from base 100 to 3315 and encodes 1071 amino acids. The transcript is spliced from 5 exons.